Molecule: messenger RNA, 1212 nt
Organism: Lodderomyces jiufengensis
Lineage: Eukaryota; Fungi; Ascomycota; Pichiomycetes; Serinales; Debaryomycetaceae
Exons: 1
Coding region: 1-1212 (403 amino acids)
Biological process (GO): mitochondrial citrate transmembrane transport
Source: RefSeq, a predicted model, not a curated record
AUGGCUAAAAUUGAAGUUGAUAGUGAUCCAAAAAAGUCACUAACGGCCCCACCAAAACAAGCUUCAGACAAUGGUGAGAACUUAUUAGUUGCUUUAGUAUCUGGCUGUACUGCUGCUGCACUUACUGCCACUCUAACCUAUCCAUUUGAUUUUAUUAAAACUCAACAACAAAUCAAUAAGGAUGCUUAUAUGAAAAAAUGGAAGAUACCUGGUAAUUAUCCAAGCACUUUAGGUCAAAUGUAUAAAGGUGGAAGUGCUUUAGUACUUGGGGAAAUUAUCAAAAAUGGUACGAGAUUGAUAUCAUAUAAUUGGGCUAGUCAAUUUAUGGCAAUUGAUUCUCAUCAUGGACAAACAAAUAAAACAACUGCACCAAGAAUUGUUAUAGCUGGUAUCAUGAGUGCUACAAUAGAAACUGCAUGGAUUGUACCAUUUGAAAAUAUAAAGGUUACAAUGAUUCAAAAUCAAUCAUUGCAAAAUGAAUUGACAAGAACUAAAGAUUUGGGUUAUGACAUCACUGGAUCAAAAUCUCAUCAAUUAUAUCAACAUCAUCAUAACAAGUUAUCCAAUAAACCAUUAUAUUUGAGGCAAUACGUAUCACCCAAUGCUUAUUAUUUAGAGGAAAUUAUAGAUUCAAUGAAAAGUAACAAACAUAAAUUCCAACCACCAAAAUCAAAAGAAAAAUUACAUAUUGAAAAUUUAAAAUCAUACUACAACAAACAUCCCUCAUUAACAUUAUUUGGUACUAUAAAGGAAAUGUAUAGAUUAAAAGGUAUAAAAGCAUUCACAGCAGGUACUUUCAUAACAUACACUAGACAAAUUGCAUUAUCGUGGGUUUGGUUUUCUUCAUAUAAUGCUAUGCGUCAAUUAAUAAACCCUCAUCAAAAGGAAAACUUGUGGGCUAAUAGAGAUUAUUCAGUAAUAACUUCAAUUGGAGUUCACGCAAUGUCAUCGUUAGCAGUAAUAGCGGUAACUCAACCAUUAGAUGUUGUUAAAACUCAUAUGCAACUGAAAAAUGGUAAAAAAAUAUGCAGAGAUUCAUUAUCAACUGCAUACAAGUUAUUUUUAACUCAAGGACCAUUAUCAAUGUUUAAAGGAGCUCUACCUAGAUUCUUGAAGGUGUUGAUAAGUAGUGGUAUGACUGCAACUGUUUAUGAAUAUGUUGAGAAUAUUGUUAAUGCUGCUGGUGGUCAAACAAUGUUUAAAUUAGAGUAA